This is a messenger RNA of Haliotis rufescens (red abalone), 4834 nucleotides long. RefSeq lists its product as uncharacterized. The transcript has 8 exons. NCBI's taxonomy places the organism in Eukaryota, Metazoa, Mollusca, Gastropoda, Lepetellida, Haliotidae. The record is from RefSeq and is a predicted model, not a curated record. The coding region runs from base 3111 to 4511 and encodes 466 amino acids.
CGACAAGCAUAGACGCCUUUUACAGUAUCCAUGGGUUGCUGAAGACCUAUCUACCCCAGGUCUUCACGGUUUCAGUAUGAGAUGUGCCAUGGGGUAGUUGCAUGUCAACAGCAUAUAUUACUAGGAUACGUGCUUAUACAAUCCUAUUAAACAGUGUCAAGAACGUCUUUGCAUUAUUAGGGACAUUACAUGCAAACAAUUUUGUUUGAUAUUUUAGGCCGCACUCUGCAAUGUCCCAGCUAUAUGACAGCGGCAGGUAAUUAAUUGAGAUAAGAUCGAUAUUGUGAGCAACGGUUCACGCCGUCGGGUACGAUGACACGCAGUCAACCAAGUCAUCGAGUCUUACCACCCGAUCCAUUUGUUCGUCUCUUACGACCAGCACAGAUUGCUAGGGAUCUAUUCAAACCCGGAAUCCCAUGGGUGUUAUGAAAAGAAAGAAAAAGUUAUUGUGAAAAGCAACUUGAACUAUACUUAUCAACCUUACAUAUAUUAAUGUGUUAAUAUUAGAUUUAAUUUAUGGAUGUUAAGGAAAAGAAUAAAGCCCUUUGUGUCAUCAGUAAUGAACAGAUUUAAUUUUUGAUUAUUUCCCAUACUAUGGUUGGUGUAGUAUCAAUAGCGUUAUUUUGAAACACACAAUGAAUAAUACGAAUUGUAUCCCAUUGUGUCAGUAAGUAUUGUGAUAACCUCAAGUGUGACCUAGAUGAGUAUCGAUUAUACGUAUUAUCAUUUACAUGCCUGUAAAUAUAUACAUACGUUACAUAAUGAGGAAAACCCUAUCAACUAAGAUAAGAUUUAUUGUAUAUCAUUUAAACAAAGACACUGUUUCAUACACUGAGUCAUGUUGUUAAAAGUAUAUUAAGCACCAAGUCAAAAUAUAUCAUAUCAGAAAUCACAAAUGUCACUUUUAUUUUUACUGCAGGACAGUUUGAUGGGAUGCUUUUCUUCUUCAAACAUUGCUCUUUAUGUCCGCAUCACUCAUAAUUAUGUAUUCAUAGAGAAUCUCACCCGAGUGUCUUUUGAUAUCAAAUAUAUCAACACGAGUUGAUAAAAGUCAGACAGUGGAAAAACUCCACGUGAGAGGGUGCGAUUUUAUGUGUCAUCCAACAUCAUUUUCCCAACUUUUUCAGUUUGUAGACAGUAAUAAGCAGUGUCUUAAGUGUAAAAAGUACUGCCAACAGAUUCAGUAGCAGAGCAAUUAGUGAUGGCAUUUGAUUGUGACGUCAUGGUUACCAAAGACGAUAUCUCCCCAAGCGAUAUCUCCUGUGGGGGCCAGUUUUAAAAUGGCGUAUUCAAUAUGUAUUUUAUAUAUAAGCAGCAUGACGCACAUGAUCCGUUUAAGAUCUGUUUAACUUCGGGCUUUUUUCCCAUAUUAAACUGAAACGCUUUGGCGCUGAAAUAUUGUUCAAGUCAGGGUUAAACCAUCCUGUUAUAGUCCGGUGUGUAGAGAAUCUCACCGAAGUGUCUUUUGAUAUCCAUCAUAUCACCGAUAAAAGUUUAAAAUUCGAAGGUCGAGGUUUAAACUUUUAUAGAUGAGUGUUGAUAUAUUUCAUACCGGAAGACACAAGUGUGAGAUUCCAUUUAUCAUCCCAAAUCGUUCUUCAGUUUAUAAACUGUGAAAACCAGUGUCCUCAGUGUCAACACUACCAAGGCUACCAAGCCUCUGUGGCAGAGGGAUUAGUGAUGUCAUUUGAUUAUGACGUCAUCGGUUACAAUCGGUGGACUGCAAAGCGAUAUGUAUCCUUUGGAAGCCAGUUUGGGAUGACAAAUGAUAUAUGCCAGCUUAAAGUUAUAAAACUGAUGGGGAUGUUUGAGUUAUAUACUUUCACGAUAACAGUCACUGUAAUAAAUAAGUGAUGAUAAAUAUUUUAACAGCUAUAGCUUAAUGCGUUGGCGUUAUAUAUUCAACUCCUUCUUCUUUAAAUAUACGUUUGUAUAUAAAUGUAUAUAUGCCACGGGGGCACGGAUGGCACAAUCGUCUAAGGCGCCGCGAUUCGCUGUGCAGAGUUGCGUGAUUCAGUCUAUGAAUAGUACCGUCAGCCUGUGUUAGCAACCCCUAACGAUCAUGAUCACAUAGAUAACACGGUUAUGAGGUAAGCCCUACUCCAGUGACAUAAUGCACGAUAUUUUUAACUUGACCACAACUGCUGUCAUUGUGCAAUGUAUAUCUAUAUAAACAUAUACGUUAAUGUCAUGUCUUCAUACAGGAAGGGACAGAAAACGUUUCCUCGUCUUAAGAAAUAAAUUCUAAAAACAGAGUCCAUUGUACGUGAAAGUAACCUUAAGACCUUGCACUUCAGUUCAUACAGUAUGUUAUAUAAACCUUCGACAGUGAAGGCAAUAUGGAGGCAUGUGAACAAUACUGCAAUGCUCGGUAUACUGCCCCUAGGAACCAUUCCACUGAGCCCCUGUUGUCUUAAGGCACUGAUUAGUGCCCGUAUGCCACAGAAUGGCUUUCCUUUCCCUAGGAUCACCCCCUUGUAACUGUUACUCGUUGAGUAAUGAAAGCAAGGGAGACUUUCCGAACAAUCAUGGAUUGCUAACGGAUUUAGUCACACUGAUGUGUUAUUAUGGGUCACGUCAAUAGCGGUAAAGGUAUUAUAAUGGAGGUUUAAAUAUGUUUCAGGGAGACUUCCGUGUUUGAAUUUGACCCUCAUUCACGUCGGAUUCUGGUUUCGCAAAUACCUGAGGUCAUCACUAUAACUGUUAAUUGUAUAACGUCUCGGAUUUGUCGCUUCAUUUUGUUUGAACUGAAAUAUUAAUAUGAAUAUUACCAAGGACGUCAUUCAUAUUUACACCAGUAAAUGAGAUAAUGUAUUUUAUCCAUACGACAAAGAAGUAAAGAAAAAAGCAAAUAACAUUAAAACGUACCGAUCUUAUGAUAUCAACUGAGUUAUAGAACAUAUUACAGAUGAGGUCACAUCAGAUGCUGUCCCCUAUUUUAAGAGACAACAUAACAAACAACCCCGUCCCUAUUUCUGUGAAUGACAACAUGGUGAGUAUAAACACAUGCACUGGUGUAGGCUGUAUCAGUACCCUGUGGAUGUGAGAAGCAUGACCAACUACAAGGUACUUAUUGCCCAUCAUGACGGCUACAGAAUAACACGUGAAGAAUGGAGAGUAAAUGUCAGUCCUCUGUCGUAUGUGCCCCCGUAGGGGUCAAUACUGGUGGCUUCAUGGCUAAAGAUAACACGGUUUGUCAGGAGAGCACCACAUGCGAAGAUGAUAGUUACAAUGGGACGCCAUGCAGGGCUGAUCUUGGACUCAGGUCAGCAACAGGGGCCUACAACAGCAACUUGUCUAACGCCAACGUCGCCGGCGUCGUGCAUGGGGACAACGUCACGACCCAUGCCACGCAAUACAAUAUUAACAUCAACUCCUUUGGCGCCAAAGAAGAUAGCAUAAUUGACAACGAUGAAGAUGGUGAAAUAGCUUCUGUUCGAAAGGCUUCAGUUGGCUCCAUAGAAAUUAAUUUGACUAGUCACGGUGUAGACAUAAGACUUGGUUGCCAAGGUGAAGCCAACCCACAUGUUGUACACUCACAGCUGACAGAGGAUAAAUUGAAUUCUGACUCCAAGACCGGUGUCACUGGCGCGAUUGAUGAAUCCAAAACGCCCAUGACAAUUCCUAAAGAGGCGAAAUCAGGUAUUCAGGAAGACGGUUCAUUAUCUUCAUACCGACCUACCAUUGGUGUAGCAUCAUCUUACACCGGCGUCUGGAAUUGGCUCAGAGGUAGUUUUUCUUCAAACCAUGGCACAUCUGAACCCUCUACUGAUGAAGACAGUUACAUUUUUGAAGAAGUAGAUGACUUCAUCGUUGUGUCCCCCUCUGACAUCAAGCUGCAGGGGAAGGUCAAGGUCUCUUCUCAUGACUGUACCGACGGGAAAUCUUUGCAUCCCACCAAGACAAAAAGAGCUUCCAAACACCAAGAAGACGGUCACAUUGUCGGGACAUUGAUGACAAAUUUGUUUCAAGAUCCGCCGCAAACCUGUGAAAACCAAAUACCAAUCACGUCUCUUCAAGAAGGCACCCAAACGACCGGUGACUCUGUAGUCAAAGAACAUUCCCAUGGUGUAACAUCUGGAUGUGACCUUCCAGGCAAUGACAUUAACAGCCUACAUGCUUCCACCGAGACUGGUGAUAACUUUCACCUUGAAUAUAUGCUUGCAAAAGUGAAAACAAUGAAUGAACCGUGGCGCUCCUGCACUGAAGAAGCAUUCCUGUCACUGUUGGCACUUGCAGACCAUGGAGACAUCGCCCAACUGAAACGUCUUUCUGUGUUCCUGCGUAGCGUUUUAAUUGAAACACAAAACGUUUUUCAUCCUUCGGCAAAUCAUCAAAGCUUUUUCAACUAUGUCAAACUGCUUCAAAGAAUCAGGAACCUUUCAGAUCAUGUUCGCUGGAGAACAGAAUUAAAUGUAUCUUCUAUCGUGAACAUAGCACAGCAAGAUCCUAGCAAGAUGAGUGACAUUGUUACAUUUCUGAAUAACAUUUUGCUAAAUGAACCAAACUAAGGCAGUAUUAUUGCGUGUGAUCUGUAGUAGUAGUAGUAGUAGUAGUAGUAGUAGUAGUAGUAGUAGUAGUAGUAGUAGUAGUAGUAGUAGUAAAAAGAAGAAUUAGAAUUAAUGUGUUUGUUUCAGACACUGUGCUGUUUAACAGAUGUUGUAUUACUGCUGAGAUGAAACAGUGAACCAUGCACUCAACCAAGAUAUUCUAAACCAAGUUUACACCUACAUGUAAUUCUAAAUUCAAUUUGUAUUUGAUUGGGUACAGUUGCUGUUGUAAGGAUUACAGUCAUGUCAUGUAGAUACUGAGAAUUGAUUUGAAAUAAACUGAA